ACUUCGUGUCCUCCUUUCUUCUCUUGUGAAUCUUUGCUCACGGCCACUUGUUCAGAUCUUCAUUCAAGAAUUCAAUGACGACCAUCUGACGACCCUUCCUUCGACAUUUUUCCAAUCCCAUCUUCUGACAACAAUUGACGACAAGCUCUCCUGCCAAGCGCCGGUUUCUUGGACCCACGGAUCGAUUGGGAUCGAUUUGCUGAAACAAGCGCAAUCAUCUCAAAGCCUACGAGGAAUCGGACAAUAAAGCAGACUACCUCUUUCUCCUCAGAAAAGACUAGCUACUAUGGGAUUCAUUUCUUGGCUGAUCACGCAUCUUGCGCCGGUCUUUCUUGCUACGUCGCCUGUCACCAGCUAUGCCGAUCAAAUCUACUCGAUUCAUCGUUCGAGGUCGUCGGCCGGUUUCUCGCUCGACAUACCCCUCAUCAUGCUGGUAGCGUCAAUCUUGAAAUUGUUUUACUGGCUUGGAGCGCGCUUCGAUUUGUCUCUUCUCUUGCAAGCUGGUCUGAUGGUGACUGUGCAAUUGGUACUUCUGCGAGUCGCUUUGCAGAACCGCCCUCUUGCCAGCGCUGCCAGCAACAUCCACCAGCCAUUUGCAGGAUCCAGGGAAGGCGACACUCAUGUCAAACGACCUUUCGAGUUCUGGCAAUGGAGACAAGCAAAGCCAUACUGGAUGUUCCUAGCAUACUUCAGCGCUACUCUCUCGGUCUUGCAGAUUCUGUUUGGUCGCUUGGACUCGUACGUCGCCCUGCAAGGUUACGUUGCUCUCGGGAUUGAGGCAACGCUGCCCCUCCCGCAAAUCUUGUCAAACCAGAGAAACCGUAGCUGCAAAGGCUUCCGUCUCAGUGUUCUUGCCAACUGGCUGUUGGGUGAUGCCAUGAAGAUGUCGUUCUUCUUCCUCGCCGAGAGCACAAUCCCUUGGUCGUUCAAACUAUGUGGUAUCUUUCAGGCAUGCUGCGAUUCUUACUUGGGUGUGCAGUACUUGAUGUUCGGUGAGGGACCGGUCGAUAGCAUUGAUGGUCUUGCAAAGGAGUUGAAGAAUUUAAGUUGAGCUACGAUCAGAUGACGACAGCUUUCACGGACGAGAGCGACAGGCGCGUUGAGGCCAAGGCCUCGCAAGGUCUGGCAUGGCGGACUCAUUCGAAGGGGUUUUGACAUGUGAUACGCAAUGUUGGAUCAUGAAACAUAAAACAUACAAUGAAAGAUUUCCUUUUCCAUCA
This is a messenger RNA of Aureobasidium pullulans EXF-150, 1220 nucleotides long. RefSeq lists its product as uncharacterized. The record is from RefSeq and is a predicted model, not a curated record. Gene Ontology annotation, cellular component: endosome; trans-Golgi network. Gene Ontology annotation, biological process: retrograde transport, endosome to Golgi; phospholipid translocation. The transcript has 2 exons. The coding region runs from base 287 to 1051 and encodes 254 amino acids. NCBI's taxonomy places the organism in Eukaryota, Fungi, Ascomycota, Dothideomycetes, Dothideales, Saccotheciaceae.